Messenger RNA from Jaculus jaculus (lesser Egyptian jerboa), 5146 nucleotides. RefSeq names its product retrotransposon Gag like 9 (gene Rtl9). The coding region runs from base 189 to 4202 and encodes 1337 amino acids. Lineage: Eukaryota; Metazoa; Chordata; Mammalia; Rodentia; Dipodidae. The record is from RefSeq and is a predicted model, not a curated record. The transcript is spliced from 3 exons.
CCUUCAGAGACUCGAAGACAGUGUGUGACUCUCCCGUGAGUUAAGAGCACUGGCUGAGUCAGACAGACCCGAGUGACAAGCCCAGCUUCACUCUCAGCUGUGAGAGCCAAGCUUUUCUUGACACGUGGGUUUCAGCAGUACCCCUGAUGUCAUCAGUUUAGUGUCUCCAUCCACACUGUCUUGUGGGCAUGGCAGAUAUGUCAAUGCCAUUACAUUCACUGCGAUUCAACAAUAUGAUAAGGGAGGAAAAUGUUGACCCUCAAAGCAGGGGAACAACUUUCUCUAGAACAAUGACAGAGACCAGAGCAGAGGUCCAAAUCCUGAAUUCUCAUGUACAGUUGCCUAUAGUCUCAACAUCAGCCUCGGACCCUGGAGGUACAUCCACACAGCUGAUGACAUCCCCAACCUUUGACAACCUGUCCAUGACUCUCAUGGGAACAGCAACCUCUGCAGCACUGUCCCCACCACUUAUGCCAAUAUCAGACUCGGGGACCCUGUCUCCACUGCUAAUGCCAGCCUCAGACUCUGGGACACUGUCCCCAUUGUUAAUGCCAGCCUCAGACUCUGGGACACUGUCUCCACUGUUAAUGCCAGCCUCAGACUCUGGGACACUGUCUCCACUGCUCUCCUCUUCAGAUUAUGGGUUAAUGUCUCCAGGGAUGAUGACAAUUCCUGACUUUGGAACAAUGUCCACAGCACUUUUGGCAGCACCAGAUUCUACAGAGAUAUCACCACUGGCGAUGUCAGCUUCCUCAUCUGUGGCAGUGCCUGCACCUGUCAUGAGCACUUCGUCCUCUGAGGCGAUGUCCACCCCAUUACUGCUAGCCCCAGAUCCUGGGGAGAUAGCCCCACUCCUGAUUCCUGAUUUAAACUCUGGAGUGACAUCUACACCACCAAUGACAGCUACGGGCUCAGAAGCAAUGUCCCCAUUGCAAAUUACAGAUGAGGACACUGAAGCAAUGUCCAAAGUGCUAAUGACUGCCUUAGCCUCUGGAGAAAUAUCAUCACUGCUGAUGUCAGGCACAGACUCUGAAGUAUUGUCCUCUCUCAUCAUGUCAGCCCUAACUUCUGGAGAGACAUCAACCCAGCCAACAAGCUCUGAUGACUCGGAGGGAAUGUCUGCUGUGUUUAUGUCAGGCCCAGAGUCUGGAGUCAUGUCUUCACUGCCAAUGUCAGCAUCAGGCUCUGGAGCAAUGUCCACACCACUACUGUCAAUCCCAGAGGCUGGAGAAAUACACACAUUAACAAAGGCAGCCCCAGAUGCUGAGGCAAUGUCCCCAUUGCUAAUGACAGCCCUAACCUCCACAGGGAUGCCCACACAACCGAUGCCAGCCCCAGGCUCUGGAGUGAUAUCCUCACAGCUAACACAAAAUCUAGACCCUGAGAUCAUGUCUGCUCUACCAAUGACAGCAACGAAUUCUGCACUGACAUCCACACUGCCAGUGAGAGCUUCAGAUUUGGGGGCAGUGCCCAUACACCUAAUGAGAGCCCCAGUCUCCGGAAAUAUGUCCACACCACAAAAGACAAGCCCUGUUUCUGGAUCAGUGUCUGCCCCACCAAUGACUGCUACAAGCUCUGGAGCAAUGAUCACUAAACAAAUGUCAACCACAGCAACUAGUGCAAUGUCUACACAUUUGACAGUGGCCAAGACUUCUGGAACAUUACCCAUAGGCUUUGUGAAGGCAACAACAAAUGCGGCAAUGUCUACACAGGGAAUAAGAGCCCCAGCUUCUGGUGUGUUGUCUGCUCAGCCAGCUGCAGCCACAGCCUCUGAAAUAAUGUCCAUGUCACAAUCAAUGGUCCCAGCCUCUGGGCCAGUGUCCACACAGAAAACCAGAGCUUCUGUGUCUGGGGCAAUGUCCACAUCACAAAUGAGAAGCAGAGCCUCAGGACUGACAUCUACACCACAAAUGAGAGCCACGGCCUCUGGAGCAAUGUCUACUCCACUAACGACAGCCAAAACCUCUGCCUCAACGUCUGCCCUGUUCAUGAGAGACACAGCCUCAGGAACAGUGUCCAUGCCACAGAUGAGAACUCCAGCCUCUGGAGCAUCGUCCAAGCCACUAAUGAAACCCAAAGCUCCUGGAACGAUGUUCAUGCCACAAAUGGCAACUGCAGCUUCUGGAGCAAUGCCCACACUGAUCAUGAGAGACACAACCUCUGGAGCACCAUCCAUGCCACAAAUGACAGCCACCAGCUCAGGAGACAUGUCCAUGCCUUUAAUGAAAGGUCCAGGUCCUGGAGCAACAUCCACAACACUAAUGAGAGCCCCAACCUCUGGGAAGAUGCCUAGUCAGCCAAUGAACACUCAGGACUCUGGAGGAAUGUUCACAUCAUUCAUGAGAUCUAUGGCCUCGGGUGGCACACAGAUGAGAGCCCAGGCCUCUGGAACAAUGUCCAUACCACUAAUGAGAGCCUCAGACUCGGGAGAGUUGUCCACACUGCUCACCAGCGCUUCAUCCUCUGGAGAGAGGUCCGUGCCACUGAAACCUCCAGCUUCUGGAGAGAUAGCUCCAUCCUCAAGAGGUUCAAGUUAUGGAGCAAUAUCUGCUCCCCAAAUGACAGCCACUUCUGGAAUGAUGUCCAUACCACUGACAAGGGCUUCAGCCUCUGCCACCAUGUCCACACCGCUGGUGAGGCCCACAGCCUCUGGAGGGAUGUCCACGCCACUGAUGAGAAUGCCAGCCUCUAGAGCAAGGGCCAUACCACAAACGAUAGCCACAGCUUGUGGCGAUGCGUGUUCACUUCCCAUGCGAGCUCCAGCAUCUGCAGGGCUAUCCCCAACACCAGUCAGACCACCAGCCUCUGGUAUUCUGUCUGCACCACUAAGGAGACCCUCCACCUCUGGAGCUGUAGCCACAGAGUUAGCGAAAGCACCAGCCUCUGGAAGGAUGUCUACUGCACAGCUGACAGCCAUGGGCUCGGGAGGGAUGACCAAGCCAUUAAUGAGAGCCACAACCUCUGGAACCCUGCCCAUGCCUUUAAUGUCACCCAUGGCUUCUGCAGAAAUGUCUAUGCCACUAAUGAAAACCAUGUCCUCUGGAACAAUGCCAACACUACAAACCAAAGUUGUAAGCUCUAGAGCUAUGUCCUUGCCACAACCCAAACAUACAGCUUCGGGAGAGAUGUUCAAGCCCACACUGAGAGUCUCAACUACUGGAACAGGAUCUUCCCCACUUAUGAGAACCUCAGCUUCAGGAAUGAUGUCCGUGCCACUAUCAAGGGCCGCAGCCUCUGGAGGGAUGUCCACACCACUAAUGAAGGGCCCAGGCUCUGCAACAAUGGCCACACCACAAACAACCUUUGGAAUGACGUCCCCUCUUAAAAACAAAGGCACAGACUCUGGAGAGGCAGCUCCCUCUCACAUCAAAUUCACAGCCUCUGGAUCAAAGACUACACCACACAUGACUGCCACAACCCCAGAAACAACGAAGCCACCACCAAAAGAAGUACCUUCCUUGGGUAUGCUGACUCCAGCGCUCUGUUACCUCUUAGAAGAGCAAGAGGCAGCCCGGGGUUCUUGCUCUGAGGAGGAAGACAUGGAGAUUGAUGAGGAGAAGCAAAUGAGGGGGUUUUUGAAUGAUUCUGAGAAAAUGGCAUUUCUGGUAUCUCUUCAUCUGGGGGCAGCAGAGAGGUGGUCCAUCUUGCAGAUGGAGGUAGGAAAUCCCCUCUCCAAUGAAAAUAAAUCUUUCUUGAGAAGAUCACAGGGCUUAUAUGACUCCCUGUCAGAGAUAGACAUCCUCAGUGCUGUUCUUUGCCAUCCCAAGCAGGGCCAGAAGUCAGUCAGGCAGUAUGCCACUGACUUCCUGCUGCUGGCCCGACAUUUGUCUUGGUCUGAUGCCAUUCUACGAACCAGGUUUCUGGAAGGACUUUCAGAAGCUGUUACCACCAAAAUGGGUCGGAUCUUCCUGAAGGUCGCCGGCAGCCUAAAGGAGCUGAUAGACAGGUCUCUAUAUACUGAGUGCCAGCUGGCUGAAGAGAAGUGUUCCCCGGGCAACUCAAGCCAGGUUCUGCAGGCAGCCUGUAAGCGGAACAAUGAGGAGGCCAUGGAGAGUGAACUGGGCUCUCAGCAGCAGACUGAGGAGCAUCAGCAUGUUCCCAAACGCUGUUACUACCUGAAAGAACAUAAAGAUCCCCAAGAAAGUCUUCAUGAUCACCUUCGACAGAGCAUAGGCCAUCGGAAGGCCCCUACCAACAAGUAGUGCUCCAUGGAAUUGUCUGUGAUUUCUGAUUCGGCUGCUAACUUGAGGACUGGUUUCUGGACCUAUUCCAUUCAACUACAUCAUAAGCCUUGUUGCCUUCACCAUCCAGCCUCCCCCUCCAGACACAUCCCACCUUAUUGCCUUUUGGCUGCCUUGACCUUCUUUCACCCACAUGCCUGUGACCUGCCCUGACAAUCAGUUUGGACUACAAGAGUGUAUGGUAUAUAAGAUUCUGAACUCCUAUCACCAUCAAGGCCAGUUCUAAUUAGUGGUCCAGGGAGAAGUAUAGGCAGGAGAAAUCAUGUCCUACCUCAAAACACCUUAGAGUGUCUUGCCACAUGUCAUCAGGCAAACUUGAGGAAACCCUGGUCCCAUUCCACCUGGCAGUGGAGCUUAUCAAGAGAGAAAUACCCACUCCUAGACCACCCUUUAAAGCCAGUCUACUUGCCCUUGUAUGCCCCAAGUCAUAGUACCUGAAAUGGGUCUUCAGGGUCCUUGCCCUGUUAAUAGCCUCCACCCAGAACCAUUUGUUUUGACCCAUAAGAUUAAUAGUAGUGAUGGUAAUGGCUAACAGUUAUUGGUAAUGUGCCAUGUGACAGGUACUGGGCUAAAACUCUUGACAAGCACCAUCUUCCAUCAGUGUUAUAGUGACCCUGCUUGUUCUUGUGUUUUGAGCUUUGACUUCUUGAUCUGUUGUUUAUGGUCCUUGUCCUUCAGUGUGGAAUCUGUAGUCUGACCUAUGGGUGACCCCCUCAGUUGUUAAUUGCCCUCACUCCCCUUGGCUGUUGUGCUUCAUGGCCGGCACUCUUCAAAAGGGUCUUGGUCUUUAAACAGGCAUAGGUAGUUAGAACAUAAUAUGAGCAGUGUUUGCCUUCUGGUGGUGGGUUAUUAUUUUUUUAAUUAUCUUCUUUCUACUAUUGUCUGUUCUUUCCAGAUUCUCUACA